AUGGCGGACAACAAAGGCGCAGGGGAUAUGGAGAGUGCCGCCAACAUGGAUCCAGUACCGCAGCGACAGGAUAGCAUGGAAUGUUCGACGAAAGACUGCGACGCGGUGAUCGUCAUAGAACCGACGACGAAGGAGGAGGAGGACGGACAACCGCAGGGGAACUCGUCCCAGGUGCCGACACCCGCCGCCAGCGCAGGAGGAGGCGGCGGCAGCAACAGCAGCGGCGGCGGCGGCGGCGGCGGCGGUACUACAGGAGGAGGAGGAGGAGGAGCGGCGGCGGUGGACGGCAGCGCGAGUGCCAGCAGCAGCCCGACCGGGACCACGAGCGCCGAGAGCGGAGAGUCGCCCGCCGCCACCAUGACCUCCGGCUCCGCCGCAGCAGUGCCAGAGAGCGCCACUACGGCGGCCCCCGGCACGAGCUCCCCGGGCCGCGCAGCCGAGGUUUCCCCUCCGGCGCCCGUGCCGCUCAACCUGCUGGACACGUGCGCCGUGUGCAAGCAGAGCCUGCAGAGCCGCGACUGCGAGCCCAAGUUGCUGCCGUGUCUGCACUCGUUCUGCCUGCGCUGCCUCCCGCAGCCCGAGCGCCAGAUUAGUGUGCAGGUGCCCGCGCCGCACGGCCACGGCCAGGACACGCACAUCGUAAAUGUCAUGCGGUGCGCAGUGUGCCACCAGGACUACAAGCAGAGCGACCUGGUGGACAACUACUUUGUGAAGGACACGUCAGAGGCGUCGAGCAGCUCUGAUGAGAAGUCCACCCAGGUGUGCACUAGCUGCGAGGACAACGCUGGCGCCGUGGGCUUCUGCAUGGAAUGCGGCGAGUGGCUCUGCAAGACCUGCAUUGAGGCCCACCUGAGGGUGAAGUUCACCAAGGACCACAAGAUCCGCAAGAAGGAGGAGGUGUCUUCAGAGUCGGUGGGUGCUUCAGGGCAGCGGCUCGUUUUCUGCCCCAUCCACAAGCAGGAGCCACUGAAGCUGUUCUGUGAGACGUGUGACACACUCACCUGCCGGGACUGCCAGCUGCUGGAGCACAAGGAGCACAGGUACCAGUUCCUGGAGGAGGCCUUCCAGAACCAGAAAGGCAUCAUCGAGACCUUCAUGGCCAAACUGCAGGAAAAGAAGAACUAUGUACAGUUCUCUGCCUCACAGGUGCAGAGCAGGCUAAAGGAGGUGAACGAGACACACAAGAAGGUGGAGCAUGACAUCAAAAUCGCAGUCUUCACACUCAUCAAUGAAAUCAACAAGAAAGGCAAAUCUCUGCUGCAGCAGCUGGAGAGUGUGACUAAGGAGAGGAGCAUGAAGCUGCUGGCUCAGCAGAGGGACAUCAACAUCCUGGCCCAGCAGAUCCUGCAUGUGCUCAACUUCACCCACUGGGCCAUUAGCAAUGGCAGCAGCACUGCCCUGCUCUACAGCAAGCGCCUGAUCACUUACCAGUUGCGGUACAUCCUCAAGGCCCGACUGGACCCAGUCCCACAGGCCAACGGUGCUGUGCGCUUCUUCUGUGACCCCACAUUUUGGGCCAAAAAUGUGGUCAACCUCGGCAACCUGGUGAUCGAGAAGAUGCCCCCCUCGGUGCACCCUCCCAACGUCAUAGUGGGACAGGUCUCUCCAGGCCACGGCCACGGGCAUGGCGCCAAGCACCCGGGCCAGAUCAACCUCGCACAGUUGCGUCUGCAGCACAUGCAGCAAGCCGCCUUUGCACAGAAGCAACAGCAGCAGCAGCAGCAGCAACAUCAGCAGCAGCAGAUCCAGCAGCAGAUGCGCAUUGCUUCGCAGAUGUCACAGCAUGCCAGGCAGCCUGGCCCACAGAUGGUCCAGCAGCAGCCCCCCCGCCUCAUCAGCAUGCCUCCGCUGCAGAGGGGGGGAGUGAACGGCUCGUCGCACAUGUUUCCGUCGCACCCCUUGCGCAUGGGGCCGGGCCAGGGGAGGCUGCAGCCUGCGCAGCCAAGGCACAACGGCCAGCAGUACCCCAUGAUGCAGCCCCAGAUGCAGAGGCAGCACUCAAACCCGGGGCACGCGGGUCCCUUCCCAGUGGCGUCACUGCACAACGCGAGCGUGGCCAACCCCACGAGCCCCACCAGCGGCAGCAUGGCUAGUGCGCAUGCGCACCGUGGCCCAACAAGCCCGCUGGUGGGCACCAUCGAGCUCAUUCCCUCCGUCACCAACCCCGAGAACCUGCCCUGCCUGCCUGACAUCCCUCCAAUACAGCUGGAAGACGCCGGUUCGAGCACCCUUGACAACCUGUUGAGCCGUUACAUCUCCGCCAGCACACACCCCCCACUUGGUCCUGCUGCCAACAUGAACCCUUCUCCUGGACCCUCCACACACUCACCUGGCUCUUCAGGUCUGUCCAACUCCCACACACCAGUUCGACCGUCCAGCACAUCGAGCACUGGCAGCAGGGGCAGCUGCGGCUCUGCCGGGCGGGUGGGCCAAGUAGCUGCGGCCGUGGAGCAGGUGAAGGUGAAGCAGGAACCAGGAAUGGAGGAGGACUGUGGCUUUCCUGGGGCUGCGGUCAAGGUGGAGCGCAGCAAGGAUGGAGGGAGGAGUGCCUGCAUGAUGAGUAGCCCUGAGAGCAGUCUGACGCCCCCCCUGCCAGUGCUUGGGGCAGUGUCCUCGGGCUCUGUGCAGGAUGUGCUCAAGACACUUGGAGAGCAUGUGAAAACUGAGCCCCGGGAUGAGGAUGAAGGUGGGACCUGUAGCAGGGCCGGAGGGGAGGCCGCCACGCAAACAAAGACCUCAACGCCUGCGGCGCCUGAAACCCCCACGGAGCCUGCUGUUCAAACCCCCACACAGCCUUUGACCAACGGGGACGCAGUGUUGGAGGACGCCCAGGAGACUGGCUCCGGCACACACUUCAGUUCCCCACUCGGUGGCAGCGGGGCGCAAGGGAACAGCCAUGGGGCCACGCCAGGGAAGGAUGAUGACCCCAAUGAGGACUGGUGUGCCGUGUGCCAGAACGGCGGCGAGUUGCUGUGCUGCGACCGCUGCCCCAAGGUCUUCCACAUCACGUGCCACAUCCCGACGCUGAACUGCUCCCCCAGCGGUGAGUGGAUGUGCACGUUCUGCCGGAACAUCACCAAACCGGAAAUGGAGUACAACUGUGACGAUCAGCAGACAAGCGACAAGGACAAAACUGAGCAGGGGCUGACCCCCGAGGACCAGAGGAGGUGUGAGCGCCUUCUGCUCUACAUCUUCUGCCAUGACCUGAGUGUCGAGUUCCAGGACCCUGUGCCUGCCUCUGUUCCCAACUACUACAAGAUCAUCAAGCAGCCGAUGGACCUGAACACGGUGAAACGGAAGCUGCGGCUGUGCCACCCCCAGCACUACAAAAGCCCCCAGGAGUUUGUGUGUGACGUGCGCCUGGUCUUCAGCAAUUGUGCCAAGUACAAUGAGAUGUCUCGAAUAAUCCAAGUUUAUGAUGAGGAGAAACAGAUUAAUGUUCAGGCGGAUUCCGAGGUGGCUGAGGCCGGCAAGGCAGUGAGCCUGUACUUCGAGGAGAGGCUGAAGGAGUUGUACCCCGAUCAGAGCUUCCCGUUGCUGACGGAUGAGGAGCCGCGUGGCGCCGAUGAGGAUGAGGAUGUCACGGAGGACUCUGAAGACGACGUCGUCCAGCCCAAGCGCAAGCGGUUGAAAGUGGAAGAAAAGCCGAUGCACAUAAAGUGAUGGGCGAUGAUGCAAACCAGAGACUCUCUCCUUUUACAGGCUGCUCUGAGCGCCCAAGGAGCUUCAGCAGCGCAUCUGUGUUGUUCCGUGUUCCUGCCCCUAUCUAGCGCUGCGGUGAACGAAGAUUUGUCAGUUGGAGCGUCACGUGUGCUGCGCAUGGCCUUGCAAUGGCACAGUGGUGCGAGAGGGACCCUAUGGCCACUCCACAGCAAACCGCUUGUACAGAUUUGAAAAGCUAUGUUUUUGCCUAGUUAAGUUAAUGUUUUUUUUUUUUUUAUCAGUUACAAUGUUUGUAAAUCUGUUGUGAACUAUGCUUUAUAAAAGAUCUGAAACUCAUCUUCCAGUUCCUCUAUGUUCUGUAAAGUUUAACAUGGGUGAGCUGCACGAUAUGUCUGUGCGCGCGUCCAUCUCCUCCUGUAUCAACCAUGGGCAGAGGAGCAGGGCCGGUU
Molecule: messenger RNA, 4112 nt
Organism: Scleropages formosus (Asian bonytongue)
Lineage: Eukaryota; Metazoa; Chordata; Actinopteri; Osteoglossiformes; Osteoglossidae
Gene: trim33
Product: tripartite motif containing 33
Exons: 20
Coding region: 1-3663 (1220 amino acids)
Cellular component (GO): chromatin
Molecular function (GO): protein binding; zinc ion binding
Source: RefSeq, a predicted model, not a curated record